This is a messenger RNA of Neomonachus schauinslandi (Hawaiian monk seal), 1212 nucleotides long. It is a transcript of the gene STAC, whose product is annotated as SH3 and cysteine rich domain. Lineage: Eukaryota; Metazoa; Chordata; Mammalia; Carnivora; Phocidae. Gene Ontology annotation, biological process: positive regulation of protein localization to plasma membrane; positive regulation of voltage-gated calcium channel activity; skeletal muscle contraction. The coding region runs from base 1 to 1212 and encodes 403 amino acids. The transcript is spliced from 11 exons. Gene Ontology annotation, molecular function: transmembrane transporter binding. Gene Ontology annotation, cellular component: extrinsic component of cytoplasmic side of plasma membrane. The record is from RefSeq and is a predicted model, not a curated record.
AUGAUCCCCCCGAGCGGCGCCCGCGAGGAUGGCGUGGACGGGCUGCCCAAGGAGGCGCCGCGCGCUGAGCAGCCGCCCUCUCCAGCAUCCACCAGCAGCCAGGAAUCCAAGCUCCAGAAACUAAAACGAUCACUUUCUUUCAAGACCAAGAGUUUACGGAGCAAAAGCGCUGACAACUUCUUCCAGCGAACCAACAGCGACGUGAAGCUGCAGGGGGACAUGCUGGCUGAGGUCAGCCCCAGCUCCAGCCCACUCCCCGCCUCUGGAAGCCUGACAUCUACACCCACCAGGACCAGCCUGUACCCAGGGGCUGGCAGCAAGGCCCACGCCUUUCAGGAGCAUAUCUUCAAGAAGCCCACUUUCUGUGAUGUGUGCAACCACAUGAUCGUGGGAGCAAACGCUAAGCAUGGGCUGCGCUGCAAGGCCUGUAAGAUGAGCAUCCACCACAAGUGCAUGGAUGGCCUAGCACCCCAGCGGUGCAUGGGCAAGCUGCCAAAAGGGUUUCGGCGUUACUACAGCUCCCCCUUGCUCAUCCAUGAACAGUUUGGAUGCAUUAAAGAAGUUAUGCCCAUCGCCUGUGGCAAUAAGGUGGACCCUGUCUAUGAGACCCUCCGCUUCGGCACCUCCCUGGCCCAGAGAACCAAGAAGGGCAGCUCCGGCAGUGGCUCUGAUUCGCCUCACAGAACCUCUACUUCAGAUCUCGUGGAGGUUCCUGAAGAACCUGACGGGCCAGGAGGUGGCUAUGACCCACGGAAACGCAGCAACAGUGUUUUUACUUAUCCAGAAAAUGGCACUGACGAUUUCAGACACCAGGCAAAGAACAUAAACCACCAGGGAUCUCUUUCCAAAGAACCAUUACAGAUGAACACCUAUGUUGCCUUGUAUAAAUUUGUACCACAGGAGAAUGAAGAUUUGGAAAUGAGGCCAGGAGACAUGAUUACUCUUCUAGAAGACACCAAUGAAGACUGGUGGAAAGGGAAAAUUCAAGACAGGAUUGGCUUCUUUCCGGCCAACUUUGUUCAGAGAGUACAACAAAACGAGAAGAUUUUUAGAUGUGUUAGGACCUUCCUUGGGUGUAAAGAACAGGGGCAGAUGACACUGAAAGAGAAUCAGAUCUGCGUGACUUCCGAAGAGGAGCAGGAUGGCUUUAUCAGAGUCCUCAGUGGAAAGAAGAGAGGCCUCGUCCCCCUGGAUGUCUUAGAAAACAUCUGA